GAUUCGCCGCUGAGUGCAGAGGAGCGAAGUAGUAGUAAACUGUCGGCAAAAUCCCGAGGAUUUUCAGACGAAUUCUUUCAAAAUCAGUACUCUGGCGGUGGCUUCUUACAACCCUUUCACAAUGCCGUUGGCACAGCUUGCAGAUCCCUGGCAAAAGAUGAGUGUGGCCAGAGGCAGGGAGGUCGGUAGCACUGACGAUAUGCUGGUGGACGAUGCCGAAACUCAAUCGAAUGACGAGGAAGGGGACCACAAUAUGUCUGAAAUUGAAGUUAAAGAUGUCACACGAGAAGGAUUAGAAAAAGCUGACCCAUCACAUUUUGAACUAUUAAAAGUUCUCGGACAGGGAUCAUUUGGAAAGGUAUUCCUGGUUCGUAAAAUCUGUGGUAAAGACAGUGGUACUCUAUAUGCCAUGAAAGUAUUAAGGAAAGCAACGUUAAAAGUACGAGACAGAGUGCGUACCAAGAUGGAAAGAGACAUUCUAGUUGAAGUGAAUCACCCGUUUAUAGUUAAACUUCAUUAUGCAUUUCAAACGGAAGGUAAAUUAUACCUUAUACUAGAUUUUCUGAGAGCCGGAGAUUUAUUUACUAGACUGUCAAAAGAGGUGAUGUUCACAGAGGAAGAUGUGAAGUUCUAUCUUGCAGAGUUGGCGUUGGCAUUAGACCACCUUCAUAGCCUAGGUAUUAUAUAUAGAGAUCUUAAACCAGAAAAUAUACUUUUAGAUAGCCAUGGCCAUAUUAAUCUCACAGAUUUUGGUCUUAGUAAAGAAGCCAUAUUAGAAGAUAAAAAAGCAUAUUCUUUUUGUGGUACAGUAGAAUAUAUGGCACCAGAAGUAGUUAAUAGAAGAGGUCACACAACGGCCGCUGAUUGGUGGUCGUUUGGCGUCCUCAUGUUUGAAAUGUUAACAGGUACACUACCAUUCCAAGGUCAACACAGAAAAGAAACAAUGACUAUGAUUCUGAAAGCCAAGUUAGGGAUGCCUCAGUUUCUAAGUCCAGAAGCACAGAGUUUAUUACGGCAAUUAUUCAAGAGAAAUCCAACCAAUCGACUGGGAGCUGGUUCUAACGGCAUUGAGGAGAUCAAAAGACAUUCAUUCUUUGCAACAAUAGACUGGGAGGUAAGACAGAAGAAAUCAUCACCAGUGUACUUUCUAAGAUAUGAUGUCUCGUUAAUGACACACAGAUUGUCUAAUUCUCCUGGUAUUCCGGCUAGUGCAGGUGCUCAUCAACUCUUUAAAGGUUUUAGUUUUGUAGACACAACUUUGCUCCAAGAAGAAAAAGAAAGGCUGAAGAAAAUGGACACAAGUCCUCCGAAAGCUCCAAAAGCAAAGUUUGUUCCCGGAAAAAGAGCCACAUCAGUUAUUGAUGAGUAUGACAUAAAGGAGGAGAUCGGUCAGGGUUCGUACUCAGUAUGCAAACGGUGUAUACACAAAGCGACUGGUCAGGAAUUUGCCGUUAAAGUGAUAGAUAAAAAUAAACGAGAUGUCCAGGAGGAAGUCGAAAUAUUAUUACGAUAUCAGAAUCAUCCUAACGUCAUAUCACUACGAGAUGUAUACGAUGAUGGAAGCAAUGUGUAUCUUGUUACAGAUCUCAUGAAAGGCGGCGAACUACUGGAUAAAAUACUUCGAGAGAAAUCUUUAUCCGAAAGGGAAGCAUGUGCAGUUAUGCAAACGAUAACAAAAACAGUCGAUUACCUUCACCAAUCAGGGGUUGUACAUAGAGAUUUGAAACCAAGCAAUAUUCUGUAUGCUGAUCAAUCUGGCAAACCUGAAUCGCUUAGGAUAGCUGACUUUGGAUUCGCUAAGCAGCUACGAGCAGAUAACGGUUUGCUUAUGACACCGUGUUAUACUGCUAAUUUCGUUGCUCCAGAGGUACUGAAGAAGCAAGGUUACAAUGCAGCAUGUGACAUCUGGAGUUUGGGAGUAUUACUUUAUACAAUGUUAGCAGGGUAUACUCCCUUUGCACAUGGAACGGAAGACACUCCUAAAGAUAUCCUUGGCAGAAUCGGAGAAGGUAGAUUCACAUUGACUGGCGGUAAUUGGGAUACCAUAUCACCGAUGGCCAAGGAUCUGGUGCGUAGAAUGUUGCACGUGGAUCCUCAUCAGCGGCCUACAGCAGCGCAACUAAUGACUCAUCCGUGGUUUGCUAAUAAAGACCAUUUGCCCCUGAAUAGAUUAACAAUUAAUAGUGAUGCAAAAGCAAUUAAGGAAGCAAUGAGGGCAACCUACACAGCACUUCACCAAUCACCACCGCAGCGUGCUCUUGAACCAGUCACUGCAUCCACCUUGGCUCAACGACGAAAAAUAAAAAAACUUAGCUCAACAAAUGUAUAAAACCUGAACGACCAAAAAAAUAAAGAUAUAUUUCUGCUUCCAGAAUUUUUUUAAAUUUCUGAUUGGCUGGUGGUGUAUAUUAAGGGACACUUGUUUCAAAAUAUGUCAAAUAUUGAAAUAGGUAGCAAAGACAGAAAUAAUUUAUAUAGAUAAUCGGGUGUAUAUUAUAUAUUAUAGAGGUUGAUAUACAAUGAUAAUCUCCUAUCCCAUAAUAUGCAAAAGAGUGAUAUUUACCUACAUUCUGAUAUUUUCUGUGCAUUGUGUUUUACUGAAUGCAAAUAUUUUGCUGUAUAUCAUUACAAGCAAUUUUGCAUUAUGGGAUGGGGUGAAAGGUCAUAUUAGCAGGGUGGCAAAAAGGGGGUCGAUUAGGGCUAGUAUUUAUUACUGUACUGUAUGUAUCGCAUUAGAGAAGAUAGCAAUGUGCAAAAUGCCAGUAUCACUAGUUUGGUGAAGUUUUUUGAAAUAUUUUUUGAAUUUUUGUACUAGAAGAUUUUGAAGGUGUUGUAAGCAAUCAGAUUUUUUGCUCACCAUGGUGCAUUUUGGGGACAAACCUAGCUUUUUUGUUACUGUAUCCCAUGCUUCAUACAUUUUGAUAAAGAACAGCGACACAAUGCCAGUUGCUCUCGGUUCGGUCCAAUAUUAUGAAAUUAGCUUUUAGAAAAUAAAUAGGUUUAUUGGUGAAAACCGCAAUGCAUCAUGGUUAGUUGAAAUGCUACAUUGGUAGACACAGCUUUGCAGCAGGACAUGUAUAUUUUUUAUUUAAUCUGUAAAUUAGAUUUUCCUUAACACCUUUUGCCGCCAAAUUUAAUUGUUUUUACCCCUUUGAACACCAAAGUUGACUUAAACAAAAUAUAUUGACAUAAUCCUUUUUAAAUUUUCAACCAUAUUGGUCAAUGGUAAAUUUGGGCCAAAAUUAAUAACAAAUUUAUAGAAAAUUUACAUAAAAAUGUGCAGAAAAUGCAUUACCAAUUUUUAGCAGGAACAAAUAUGGUGUCUGAGGAGUUAAAACUUCCUCUAUCUAGUCCUGUUAGCUUUUAUAUUGGGCAUGUGUGUGCUUAAUGCCAUACGAGUGUCAUGCUAAAGGGGCAGUGGUUGUCGUGCCACACAUGUACCAUACAAACAAUUGUUGAUAGCAUUUGCAAAUAAUACAAUGUACAAACAUACACAGAAGCAAGUACAAAGGUUAGUCUAGGUCAUUUGAAGGAUUUGGAUCUUUCUGCCAUUCCUCUUGCCAAGACCGCAUCUGACAUCUACUUGCCACUAUAUUGGAUCAUUAGUUGAGGCCGGUAAUUUGUGAUAAAAUCAAUCUGUUCAUCAACAAAAAUCUCUGUAUGUGUGGCGCGGCGACCACUGCCCUUUAAUUUUUUAGGGCCGGCAGAUGACAGUACUUCAGGCUGCCCCUUCAUUCUUUGGCAGCCAUUUUGCUUUCAAACAAAUUACCCAUGAGCCUUUGUAACAGCAGUUACUGAUACCAAUGUAAUGAAAUACUGCAUGAAAAUCACAUUUUGAUAGCAAAAUUCCUGCCACUCUGAACAAAAAUUGGAACUAUUGCGCUUGUCAAUACUGCAUAGACAUAUUUUUUAUGUGAAAAUCAUUUUUUUCAAAAAUUGAUCAAAAGAUCAAGAUCAAAAUGAAGAAUACUUGCUAUAGAUAUAAUAAUGCACUGUGAUUUAACAGGAAAUGAGCUUUGUUCUAAUUUGGGGCCACCCCUAUAAUUCCAAAUGGUAUCAACCAAACGUCACAUUUUGGACUUCAGUAUUCUUAAAAGAGGAGGAGGUGGUUAUACUUGCUCAAAGUCUUCCAUUUGACUCCAACGUUGUAUAUUUACUUAUAUUAAUAAUUACAUCUGUAUAAUAGUGUCUUGUUAUUAUUACCAAUAUAACCAAUCAUCAAUUGUU
Molecule: messenger RNA, 4227 nt
Organism: Saccoglossus kowalevskii
Lineage: Eukaryota; Metazoa; Hemichordata; Enteropneusta; Harrimaniidae
Product: ribosomal protein S6 kinase alpha-3-like
Biological process (GO): protein phosphorylation; intracellular signal transduction
Molecular function (GO): magnesium ion binding; protein serine/threonine kinase activity; ATP binding
Source: RefSeq, a predicted model, not a curated record